AUGUGUGAUCUGUCAUCAUGCAUCGCACAGAAGGAGGCGAGGCUGGGCACAGAGGGACUCGGCGGUGAUUCACCAGCCUUGGAGCAGGUGGAAGGUCUGCCCCUCUCGCUCCUCUCCCUGAAGACGCGACCCAUCGGCUGGGACGCAUGGCACUUCCUCUCCAGCCGCCGCAACAUCCUGAUCACACUCAUUCGCAACGAGGGCGUGAGCACGCUGCUGGUCCUCAAUGCCUACUUUGCGCACCUGUAUGAGGAGGAGGAAAGAGCGGACCGCGAGUGCACGCGCGCGGUGCUGGACCUGGCGGCCGUCCGGCGCCUGCCCCCAGCGCUCUCCUCCCGGCUGACGGAGGAGGAGCUGGGGGCGGGGAGCGGUCGGUCGGCGGCUGCCACGCCCGGCGCGCAGCCUGCUGCAGAGGCGGAGGAGGCCGACGAGCUGGCCGCGCUGGUCAGCGCGGCGGCGGUGUGCAACGUGAUGCUGGCCAACGACGGGUUCGUGGGCCAGGCCCCCAGCCUGGGGUGA
Auxenochlorella protothecoides is the source of this 519-nucleotide messenger RNA. RefSeq lists its product as hypothetical. The transcript is spliced from 5 exons. Bases 1 to 519 code for a protein of 172 amino acids. NCBI's taxonomy places the organism in Eukaryota, Viridiplantae, Chlorophyta, Trebouxiophyceae, Chlorellales, Chlorellaceae. The record is from RefSeq and is a predicted model, not a curated record.